CUCUGCUGCUUCGCCAAGCGAGACGUUGCGGCUUCUUACAUCGCGUCACGCUUCGAUGAGCGACGACGAAUGCCGGCCAAUCGCACCGGCUUUCUCGCGUGUCGGCCGCGUGUGAUUGGGCUCGUCUGAUCAACUCUCAGUGAAUCCUGUUGUGCCGAAUCAAGGACGCGCACAGUAGACAGCUGCGGGCAGUGGAUUCAGGCAACCGCAGUUUCAUCUAGGUCAGACCGCUGUUCUCUGGUAGUUACUGAGGUGGCAUCGAAGGCGCCCGGAAACGCCUGUUCUGGCGCGGAUCCUUGUUCAUCGCGCAACACCCUGGAGCAGGAGAAUACUGCUGAAAACGAAUUUUACCAAUCAAUAACUGUAGCUGCGGACAAGCCGGCGCGUGAGAAGUGGCGCUGAAAGUGCCGGCGGCGGUUAACUUGGUGCGCCUUCUUUUCGGCAGGAAUCUCCUGUCAGAAAAUAACCCCUGCAGUGGACAAGUUGCGCCAGCACAAAGGAAUUUACCAAACGUGUCAAGAAGUGUGGCAUUUUUGUGCUUUACAGUCGUUUUGAUUUUCUGCCUAUCAGUGGGUCAAACUGUAACGUCGUCGCGGUUGUGAGUGUGUCAGUUCUCCCCUCCCCCCCCCCCCCGGAUUUUUUUUCAUACGAGAGAUUUUUCAUCGAGCUUCAGGACGUGGCACCCGACGUAGAAACAACGGACAUCCGUUAAUUCGCAUGGACAGCGUGGCACAGUAUUCGUUGGGAAGGUGAGCCCUCGCAGCAUGGACGCCUCGUGACGCAGCAGUCUCCAUGGGUCAAAAGCGGCCCGUCCCAUGCCUUGGCCGACGCCGGCCUGCAGCUGUGGCCCCCGCAGCAGCGGAACCGUCGCCCAGAGGCAGCGCAGCAGCAGCGUCUCCCGGGCGGCCUCAGUCCGGUCGUGAGGCUUGACCAGCUCCGCACGCACAACGAGCGCCGACCCUGCAAGGCAUGCGACUCGACGGACUGGCCUUCAUCGCCGUGGUGUCGUUGGCGACCUGCCUACUUUCCCGCGCCACAGAAGCCCAUGGCAGAGCCGCUCCGAGGAAGAAUAGGCGUCUCCUGGACCUUCCCCUGGAGUGGCCUCGCCCUCGGCGACGCGACCCGACGGCGCCGCCCUCAGGUCCCCCCGAUCUAGGCUACGUGCGCUCGGCCGAAUGCUGCCCGUCCGUGACUGAGGCCAUCCAGCCACUCGGCGGCGUCUCCAUCACGGGCCGCAUCCUGGAGCUGUACCGAGAGCCCAACGCCACGCAACGCUUCUACCAGACGUCGUGCCGGGAGCAAGUCAAGGGCCGGCCCUGCCGCUACGUCCGCUCCAAAUACGAGGCACAGUCGCGCUGCGUCCAGACCUACAGCUACAUGUACGCGCUGGUGCGCGAGUUCCAGUCCGACGGGCCCUGGCGGCUCGACUACAUCCGCUACCGCAGCGGAUGCUCCUGCCAGGUGCACCGGCCCAGAGGGUACCCACUCAGCCUGCUCGCCAGCAGGCCUUGAUUUCCUGCCUCCCUUUCUCCCGCCUGGAGGACGUCGUGGCGAGACCUGGCGUGGACCUGUCCGGCGAAGAGCGCAGUACCGCUGCUGCUGACGCCCAACUGUUGGACGCGCACGUGCUGUGACGACUGACGCGUCGUGAGACUUUCAGCGCAUGUCAAAAGAUGCACAAGCAUUUUGUCAUUGUCGUUGGGUAUGGAAAGGUCUGUAAGUUCGAGGUGUAAGUAAAACUCGGAGCUGUUAAACGGACGGUAGAAACAGUAAGUGAUAGGCGAAGGCCAGCAACCGGCGCUCUCGUUAUCUCGUGUUCUGUCGUACCAGUUAAGCUUCCCUGUACUCCUCCAGCUCCAUCACUGGUCAGUGCUGUACGCUGACUCAUUGUUCCCAUCCGAGUCACUGAACCUUUCGCAACACGCAGCAUGGCGCCGCGAUCGGGCAGUGAACGCGGCCGAGCGGCUCACCGAGACAAUUACUUCGCGUCCACUCAACCUACGACAGCACCGAAAGCCUCUCUAGCGACUUCAGCCAUGCCCAGAUGACUGUGCCACUCAGUUGCGCCAGACGACACGUGCGUCUCGAUGUCCGUGUCUCAUAAGUUGUUAACGGUUCGCUCUCCAACACCGCACGCCGCGGUUCUUCCGUGCGUUUACGCCCCGUUGGAACAACCGAAAAUACUCACAUAUCAAGAACACACAUGCCAGGUUGGCACGUGCAUACAAUCAAAACUCCUGCUUUGUUCAUUGAAUGCAAUGUCGGAGAGUACAGCGCAUAAAGCGGCUGUCGUAUCCGGUCUUCGUCGUGUCAUGUAAAAUAAUUGUCGCCGUCACGAAAGUAUUCGUGUACCGAGAAGUGGGCCUGCAUCACCUGGAGCUACGAGGCGCUUGUGAGAUUUUAAGUAAGGCUGGAAUAUAGUAGCGCGCUUAAUCCAGUACAGCGGCCCCGGGGCUGCAUGCAUACUGUUGAUUUCGCGGCAACUGCUGACGUAUAUGGGUUGUAUUUUGAUUGCGACUUGGGUGAUGUGACACAGUGCACGGUUGUAGACAAAAGAACGGAACGUCUUUAAUGUUUCCGCUUGUUGCAUGUGUAUCACUACAUUUCGAUCUCAUUCCAUUUCAGUUAGUGAAGUUGCCGGAAGGGAACCGACAGGUUUUGACUUCCACAUCAUUUUGCACUGAUGAUGACACGCGGACAACUAUAUACAUACAACGGUCACCAGUAUUGCAGAAUUCACGCCGGCGACGGCGAAUACACUUCGUGUUGCGAGUUAAAACGCGAGGUAGCGUGUUGGCGAAAUGGUAGUGACUAUAACGGAUUAUGAGGAAGGAAGAGGCACUGGUCUGUAGACUUGAAAUGACGUAGCUUCUACUCACUGUCACUGUGACUUGGUCGCUCGGAAUAUUGCGAAACUCUACAACAAGGGGGGGAGGGGGGGGGGAUAUUACAUGAAGUCACGCAAGGACAGAUGUCCUGAAAAGGCGCGAGUCAGCGCAUGACGGCAAACCUGGUUUACCAUCAGCCAAGUCAACCAAUGCGACAUGUCCAGUAGGGUCUUCCCGGGUGCUAGUAGAUAAACGCAAUGCCCUUUAGAAGUUGUAAUGAAGGCCGUAGUUUUUGUGAGUAACCCUGUGACGAGCAGUAACAUUCGAAACAACCUGCGAAUACCUUACGGCUGAAACUGCGCGUGUUUUAAAUGAAAAACACCACGUCUUCUCCGUGAGGACAGUAGUCAAGCGAUUGCGCCGCUCAGUUUGUUCGGCCCCACAGACGAGAUUAAAGAAGGCUGAGGGAACCGGGCGUAAAUAGCAGGACGAACGUGAAGACAGGCCACGGAGUAAACGCGGAUGACAGGUUGUCCCAGAUGCACCGCACCGCUUUGUUCAAAUGACGAAGGCUCAGCCGCACACGCAUGUAUUUCUAUGGGCCAGCUCGCACACCUCUAUUCGUGUGCACCCAGCAUUGUGAUCCUUCGUGUGCACUUUGCCACUGAGAAUGCUCAUUCUCUAUCGACACCUUCCUUCCUUCUGCCAGUGACACAACCUAAAUUAACUGUACAUCUUUCGUUGUGUGGAGUUUUCUGGUCCGCCUUCCAUUUUGGACAACCCGAAUAAAGCGAUAAGAAGUUCAGAUGCUUAGAUGGUAUGAUAGUGCUUGGUUGUAGUACAGACAACAUAUAUAUAUUAACUUACUCCAGGUGGUGCAUAAAGCAGGAAAUAGAAACGAAAAUGUAAUAGGCAUGCGCGUAGAGGGGUGAGAAAUGUUAUUGUAUUAUAAUUUGCUAACAGCUGCACCCCCUUUUCUGUAUUAGCACAGCUAGCUGACUUCAGCAAUAAACGUUUGUUGAAUGCUUUAACGAUAGUCACAACUCAAACUACACUGAAAGCGUCCUUCCUGGAAAUCGGCUUUUUGAUGUGGCAAGGUACUCAUAGGAGGAAUCGAUCUCAUUGGCUAUGGAGUUAAAAUUCAGCGCCGCAUUACGUUAAGUAAAUAUAAACCACUACACUCACUUUACGUCCAACAUUUAACCACCACCCCUCCUCCCAGUUGCUUUAGUCUUCCCAAUGCGCUGGCAUGCAUUCAGUCAGAGGGAGCAAUAACUCACGUGGACUGACCUUAAUGUGCGGAAAUCGCAAGCGAAAAGAAUAGUGCCAACGUGGAAAAUCAGCGCAACUCAAGGACAACGCACACAGGAAGGUAAGACAAAGAGAAGCGCGUAAGGCGAAGGAACUGACCUGACCGGAAUGCCGAGACUGAUGACAAUGAUGAUAAUAAUUCCCAUAGAGUCACCUAAGCGCCAGUUAGGCGGCAAGGUCGCGAAUGGUUGGGUUUCUUUGGUUUCCUCCUGCAUUUGGAGAACAUAAGUUUGUGGAGUGGACCAGGGUGUGUAUCGCAUACGUCAUCGGCGAGUGGAAUGCACUUGUAACUUCAAAACCACCCGCCGCGGUAGCCCAUUGGCUAUGUCCUCGCGCUGAUGAGCCUGAGCUCGAGGUCUCGGGUUUGGUCCCGACCACGGCGGCGUUUGGAGGCGGAAUGCAAAAACGUACGUGUGUACGUUUUUGCCCAGGUGGUCAAAAUUAAUCCGGAGCUCCGUACUACGGCGCGCCUCAUAAUUUUGACACUUGACACCCCAAUAUUUCAUUAACUCUACUUCGAAAGCAAAAAUUUCUCUUUCAGUCCUGCGACACCUGUAGCAGAGCGCACACCUUGCAUUUAGCGCCGAUUGAGCAAGACGCAAAAGAAAUGUAUUACAAGUACGCUCAAACUGCUGCGCGAGCUCGAAAGCGAGAACCCCUUCGAAAUAACAUGAUGACGACUGCAGUCAGAUGGCGAUCGAAAGACAAACAGAUGGCUUUACCAAUAAACAAAUAUGUCGGCGUAUACCUGAUUGACUAGCAAAGUUCGGUAUUCCAGACGGUGCAGGGUAAACAAUUGGGUUACUUACUAUGAAUAUUGUGCACGCAUGGACGCGCACAGAAAAACAGACCCCAUAUACGUUCAGAAAUCUACGAGUUGCUCGGGUCAGGUCAUCAGAGCAUACCGCUCCGUUGGAACUGCAAAAGCUGAUUCGGCUAGCGAACAAGAUCGAAGCAUGAAGCACCCGCCGCGAAAAGCACGUGCUGCGACCUAAGCAGGGUUGCUUUUCUUCUCUCUCUAUCUCUCUCUCUCUCUCUGAGGAGAGAGAGUGGGAGGGGGUGCGGGGAAGGUACUCGCGCUUUUGUUUCGGGACCACUUGUUUUCUCAGCGCGUGAUUUCAUUUGCAGGUCAUUUACGUCGAGCUUCGGUAACGUCCGCGAGACUCGGUGCCAGAGCAAACGCAGCUGGAACUGGAACUGUUUGACGUGGACGUACCCUCCAACUCCCGCCUCCCUCCCCCGCCCCCUCCCAUGAGCAGCUACCAGAACUCUGGCAACCUCUUCGUGCAAAGUGCAUUAACGUGUCUGCGUUAACCGCUUACCAUCUGGUCCCGGUCUAGUGUGUCAUGUUUUCUGCAGCAUACAGCUAGGUAAUUUUGCCUAGUCACUUGGAGUUAGGUCUGAGCUCUGCGGUUCGCAUGGUUGCCAACACGCGCGCUAAUCACGAGUGGUAGCGUCCGCCACAGAAUCCAAUACGUGCGUCAUUACGUUUAUAGUGAAGUUUCGAUGACAGGCAUCGCAAUCCAUGCUUUCUUGUUGCCUACCCCUCCCCCCCUUUUUCUCGAAACAAAGAGUUUGAGCCAACCAACAAUUUCAAGUGGCAAGGUACUCCAUUGGUUUGAUGAUGUUAAUACAUCGAGUAUUGUUGCUUUUUUCAACGUUAUCAACGUGCUAGGCAUACCUGUUAAUAUGCUUUUUUUUAUGUAUCCAAGAAAGAGUAAAAGUGCGGGAACAGGAGGCGCCUGAAAGCAAAAUUCGGUGUCAGCAAUUAAUGAUUUACUGCCAACGGAUUCAAUUUGGGCCUCAAACAAACAGAAAAACUGUUCCUGCUUGCCUUUCUUUAUUCUAGCUUUUUUUUUCAUUUCAGUUUUUUCGUGUUGAGCAGACACUACACGAUGUUGCUUGGAAAAAUAAACAGUUGGCUGUUAGCGCCGUUGUCUGCCCUUCCUGAAUUUCUGUCAAUUGCACGGUUUCUUCUACUCAGGUCAUGAACCAUGCAGCCCAAAUGCGUAGGCGUGUACUUUCUUUCACCUCCCAUUUUCUAUCUCUCUUUCUCUCUGGUUAUCAUACAUCGUGCCCUCUCUUCCUGCGAUCUUAAGCGACUACUACUGCUUUUCAUGCCGAGAUCCUGCUUGACAUUAUAUUGCCGAGUCGCACUGCGACCACUAAAAAUAUGGGAUUUUACGUGCGAAAACCACGACCUGAUUAUAAGGCACGCCGUAGUGGGGGACUCCGGAAAUCUGGACUCUCUGGGUUUCUUUAACGUGCACCUAAUCUAAGUACAUGGAUGUUUCCCCAUUUCGCCCUCAUCUAAAUUCGGCCGCCGUGGCAGGACUCGAUCCCGCGACCGCGUGCUUCGAAUUCCAACACCGUAGCCACUAAGCAACCACGGCGGGUCAUACGUAGUUAAGCUCAGCUAGAUGUUCCCAAUACCUUUCUUGUUGCUUUAUCAUUUUCUCAUCCUAUCAUGACUCAGUGCAACAGUGGCUGUAACAACGUUGCUGACUCGAACUCACGCUAUUGACCUGUCGCUUAUUGACAAGCAUAAAACAAAGGAGCCAGCUAUAUGACGCUUGCAGCUAAGAGCACGACUCCGGUCGCGAUUUCGGGCUUGUUCGUGCGCGUGCGUUAUCUUUCGCGGGGAAUUUUGUGACUCAACUCUUGCUGACCAUAACGCUCAGCGCGUUUAUUCUAGAGAUAUAGGCGGGAAUUGGCUUUGGGAUGAAAUGUUUGGCACCCACGUGACGUCACAGGGAUGACAGUGUAUGGAGCUAGCUAUCUCUCCCCGGCCUCUCUAAUCACGGUGCGCCAAAUACGAAACGCGAGAUGUGUGCUUAAAUCAGUCUCGAGGCGUAACUGUUUCAGGCGUCCGUCAAAGCCCUGCAAGAAGCGGUGAGGAUGGUGCGCUCCGAGCUACAGCGUGAUGUCUCAGCCAAACCGCCUGCUCCAACCGUGAUCGAGUGUGCCCCUUACUCGUUGUGUCUAUACAUGUGACCGAGUGGAAAGAGUGUAAUCUACCCAUGUGAUGGCUGAAAUAAAAUCGAAAGACCCGACCCCAACCACCCUAGACCCCGCUCCUCACCCGUGCAAUGCAAAAUGGUGUGUGUCUCAGUUACUGCUUGCUUUCUUUUUGUCGUUUUCUAGUUGAUGUAGAAUUAAGAGUCCGGUGGAUUUUUUUUUUAUUCUUUGCAGGUUAAGGGGUACUGACAUGAUAUGUUCGACUAUUCAUUUUUUGAAUGCAUGACUUUUAGUCACGCAGGAAAACCGUCGCUGACGCAUGACGCUCAGAAGCCGAGUCAUGGUCUUGCCCACCGGGCUAAACACUUGCAGGCAGAAGGCGAAUAUGUCCGAACCAUGCAUUUGUUGCACCGCGUUGUCACGCAACACAAACAAAUAAGUAGUCAAUGAGUUAAUAAGGAUGAUAAGGAAUGGUGAAGGGUUAUGUGGGUCUUAUCGCGGUUGAUAAUAGUUCUACGCGGAUGGAUAAGUUGCUAAAGAAUUAUAUGGGCUUAUAAUGGUCCGCGCAAUUCUGAUAAGGAUCGAUAAGGCUCGUAUAAUGUCCGAUGACGUUGAUAAGGACAUAUAAGUGUUGAUAAGGGUCUGAGCAAUUUCUAUAAGGUUGAUAACGACCGAUAAGGGUUGAUAAGGGUCCGAUCGAGUAUGAUAAUAUUGAUAUAAUGGACAAAAAAGCUUGACAAGGGUCGAUAAGAGUUGGGUCGAGUCCAGUCAGAUUGAUAACGACCGAUAAGGGUUGA
Messenger RNA from Dermacentor albipictus, 7894 nucleotides. RefSeq lists its product as uncharacterized. Gene Ontology annotation, cellular component: extracellular region. Lineage: Eukaryota; Metazoa; Arthropoda; Arachnida; Ixodida; Ixodidae. Gene Ontology annotation, molecular function: Toll binding; growth factor activity. Gene Ontology annotation, biological process: innate immune response; central nervous system formation. The record is from RefSeq and is a predicted model, not a curated record.